GUCACGGAGGAAGGUAAUCCGCUGACUCCCGGUCAGUUCUCGAGGGCUCCCGUGUUUCACGCCGGGACUGGACCAAGAGAGAGGUGGAGUCUUUGGGCUUUGAGCUCUAACUCACCCCAUGCCAAUCCCCCUCUCCACACUUUCUGCCUCCUUUCUCGCACCGUACUCGGACGGGAUACACAGCCGCGCAAUGGAGUCGGAAGGCAGCCAAAGUAACCUGUCCUCCUCGGACUCACCGCACGACCCCUGCAAAAUGUUCAUCGGUGGUCUGAGCUGGCAGACUACGCAAGAGGGUUUGAAGGACUACUUCUGCAAGUUUGGCGAAGUGAAAGAGAGUAUGGUGAUGAGAGAUCCAGUUACAAAACGCUCGAGGGGUUUCGGAUUUGUCACAUUUGUUGACCAAGCUGGUGUGGACAAAGUCCUGGCCCAGUCCAGACAUGAGCUGGACUCGAAAACUAUUGACCCGAAAGUUGCCUUCCCGCGACGAGCCCAGCCUAAGUUGGUGACUCGGACAAAGAAAAUCUUUGUUGGAGGUCUGUCGGUGAACACUACUAUUGAAGAUGUAAAGCAGUACUUUGACCAGUUUGGAAAGGUGGAUGAUGCCAUGCUUAUGUUUGACAAAACCACCAACAGGCACAGAGGGUUUGGAUUUGUGACCUUUGAGAAUGAAGAUGUGGUGGAGAAAGUCUGUGAGAUCCACUUUCACGAAAUUAACAACAAGAUGGUGGAGUGUAAGAAAGCCCAGCCCAAGGAAGUGAUGUCACCCACAGGCUCUUCAAGAGGUCGUGCGCGUGUCAUGCCCUAUGGGAUGGACGCCUUCAUGCUUGGCAUAGGAAUGCUGGGUUAUCCAGGGUUCCAGGCAGCAACAUAUGCAAGUCGUAGCUAUACUAGUCUGACCCCAGGAUACACAUAUCAGUUCCCUGAAUUCCACUUAGAGAGGACCCCCCUUCUGACAUCACCCCACCCCUCUGAGCUCACAGCCAUUCCUCUAACGGCGUACAACCCCAUGGCGGCAGCCGCAGCAGCAGCAGCUGUGGUCAGAGGCUCAACUCCUUCUCGCUCAGCUGGGUUUUUAGGUACCAGCAGCCCUGGGCCGAUGGCAGACCUGUAUGGAGCGGCCAAUCAGGAAUCAGCCAUCAGUAGCUAUAUCAGCGCUGCAAGUCCCGCCCCCAGCACUGGAUUCAGCCACAGCCUCGGGGGCCCUCUGAUUGCUACAGCAUUUACUAACGGCUAUCACUGAAAUGAGUGACAGCUGAAAUAGUAUUCAUGCUUCUGACGUCUUCCCUACAUCUUAAGGAAGGAUUUUUGAAGUAUAAUGUGAUCUCAAUCGAAUAUAAUGGAUGCACUCUACGUGCCGCAGGCUUUUAUUAUUUUAUCAAGCUCUCUGACUUUGAAUGGUUUUGGAGGAAAUUAAACAACGUUAAACUGCUGGAAUGUCAGCUGCAACACUAUUAAUGUGAUGUGUCAUAUUUCCUGUUUUAUGAAUUAUAACUAACCUCCUGCUCCUCUUAUAUAGAGCUAAACCUGUAAAUAAUUUGUUCAUUUCUCAGUUUAAAAUGCUAACAACGUAAGUGUAUUUUUUUGUUGUUGUUUUAGUUUAUUUCAUUUUUAUCUCUUGGUUCAAAGUUGUAUCUUUUUUGUUUGUGAUGACAUUGUACAUGUAGGUAUGUAACUGUAGAAAAGCCUUUUCAUUUUAACAGCAUAUGAGCAAUAAUCUGUCAACUUGUGAAUCUUUGUAGUGUAUUUAAAAGACUUAAUCACUUUCAGACACAUUUGGUACAUUUUCUACUGAAGAAUAUACUGUGAUGGGAUGUCAAAAUGUAUAUUUUGCUAGUUUUGCAACUGGAUUUAUUACAUAGAUCAUGAAAAUAGCAGUAAUUAAAAGGAGAACAUACUUGUCAGACUUAGAUAAGACCUUGUUUGUGUAAAAUAUUGUAUAUACUAUCUUUUUGAUCUGGUGAGAUCUAUCGGCUUGAUUAAAAGAGCUUUUUAUGCUCAAGAACGCAAACACAUGAUAUUCUGUGUCCAAAAAUGCCCCCACCCCCUCCACGAUUUUAUUAACUUUUUUUUUUUCUUUUUUUUUGCGACAGAAGGCAAUGUGAAUGAUGCUACUGUUGAGUGAAUGUACUGUGUGUCUAUGUUUGUUCGAGAGUGAAUGUAUGUCUGAUGCUGUCAUGAUCAAAUGUAUUAUCUUCAGUAAGAUGAUUUAAAAUGUGAAUUGUAACCCCUAUAUCCAUGCUGUUACGUUGCUUUUACCAAGUUUAUAUCUAUAAUGCAAUUCCUUUAAUCUCUUUUAGAGGUUUAAAGUGUUGUAAUAAUUGGAAUAUGAAUGUCCUUCAAUUAACUGAAGAUUCUGGUACUGGUGAAAAAAAAAGUAGCAACACUAAUAUAAAGCGUUUAUGAAGUAAACAGGAUGGCUGUUAUUAAGUGAAAGUUUUAAUGUUUCUUGUUUGAAGCUUAAAUAAAAAAAUAAUAAAAGUAAA
Messenger RNA from Carassius auratus (goldfish), 2483 nucleotides. Its product is annotated as RNA-binding protein Musashi homolog 1-like. Bases 119 to 1240 code for a protein of 373 amino acids. The transcript is spliced from 14 exons. Lineage: Eukaryota; Metazoa; Chordata; Actinopteri; Cypriniformes; Cyprinidae. Gene Ontology annotation, molecular function: mRNA binding. Gene Ontology annotation, biological process: regulation of translation; central nervous system development. The record is from RefSeq and is a predicted model, not a curated record. Gene Ontology annotation, cellular component: cytoplasm.